This is a messenger RNA of Naegleria lovaniensis, 1593 nucleotides long. RefSeq lists its product as uncharacterized. The record is from RefSeq and is a predicted model, not a curated record. NCBI's taxonomy places the organism in Eukaryota, Heterolobosea, Eutetramitea, Acrasida, Naegleriidae. The transcript has 3 exons. Bases 1 to 1593 code for a protein of 530 amino acids.
AUGGUUCAUUUCAAUUCAGCAUCCGAUACUAAGAAAGCCACAUCAGCAGCUUUAGCACAAGAAGAAGACUCUCCUUACUACAAUGAUAAUAACAAUGACUCCUCCGAUGAUGACAACGACACUUCGGGAGUAGACAUGACAUUUUCACAACUUUAUGAAAUGAUGCGCACUCAACAGACGGUUCCAGCGAAUAUCAUUUUGACCUUAUCGAAGAAGGAUCUUGUUUUGUGUGAAUUGAAGAGAGAGGGAAUGGCCUCUCAAUUCAAACGAGAUGCACAAUAUUGGUACGACACUCUGAGCGUUUUCACUUACAAAUCGAAUCAAGAUUUCCUCAUGAGUGAUUUCACACUUUGUUCUGAUAUUAAUGAAAAAUUUAAAUUGAUUGAUCUCGAACGGAAAAGAAUUGACAUUUUAAGAAGAAUAUUUGUAGUGUUGCGAUAUGGAGAUUUGUUAUUUAGAAAAUCAAAGAAAACAAAUGAUUGGAUGUUAUGGAAUGAAUUGAAAGGUUUGCCUAUUGCAACAGCCAUGUCACAUGGUUCUAGGAUUAUCAUUCAAUUACCAAAAUCAGCAAACACCACACAAAAGAAGGGAAUUUUUAAAAAAUUAUUUAAAAAGGAUGAGUCGUCACAUGAUCAUGGAUUUUGGACAUGGUUAUUAUGUGGAGAUGAAAAUGCAAGUUUAGACAUGUACUGUACACCAGAAUUGACCAAUGGAUCUGAAGCUGCAAAGAAAGGAUUUCUCGUUUUCAAACGAACUGCAGCGACACAUAGUUUAGGUUAUUACACGGAUGAAAUUAAGGAAGACAACAACUCGGUACAAUUUUCACCAUCGAGUCCCACGACUAGUUCGACAACAAACUCUUCAACGACCUCCAGUACAACCUCUACAAAAAAGAAAAAAGUGAAACAACUUCGACAAAUUAGUGUCCAAUACACGGAUCAAAACAAUCAACGAGGAACCAUGAAAAAGCUCAAAGACAUUGUUGAAAUUAAGGAAAAAAUUGGAUUGAAUACUCGAAAUUCCAAACUCAUUGGAAGCAAGGAAGAAGUCAUGUUAAAACAUAGACAUUGGGGUCUCAAUAUUUGCAUGGGUGGAUUUGGAAAACAAUUGCCCAAUUUCCUUUCACAUAAGGAAGCAAAGAAAGCUCGAAAAAAAGGACCCAAAAAGGGAGCCAAAGUUACCUACACGACGGCUGAACCCACUGGUGAACACAGUCAUCUUUAUUUGUAUUACAUGUCUCCAGGACCCAAUCGUUAUGGUGGUAUCAUGAUUGGCGUCGAAGGUUCAGAACCUGGAAAAAAAGAUCAAUCGGGUGAGACUCAUGGAAUUACUGCUGGGUCUCCUUUCAUUGGCGUGACCGAUGGUAUGAAAUGGAACAAGAUUAAGGACAUGGGCAUGGAGGAAUAUCCAGACAAGUACGAUUCGUUAUUUAUUGACUUGUCAUCGGGAUGGGAAUUUUUGAAAGAGAAAGCAAAGGAGUGGCGUGACGAAAUGGUCAUGGAUACUAUUUAUGUGAAACCAGUCAAAGAUGCUGAAGAAGAAGCCCACGUGAAAGAACAACAAUAUCAAGAAGAGGAAGCAGAUAAUUAUUGA